GCAGGGAGAGAUACCUUAUACGAAAACUAUUCAAUUCCGAAAAUUAAAAACAGCCAGCUGCCAUCAAAUACCGUGGGUCCUUUUUUCAAACUUCAGCUGUAAUUUAGUUGGGAGGUUGCAAUGGCACUCUAAACUUGCAAAUGAUGAGUUGACCUUGGAAUCCUGCUUAUAUAAAGCCGGACAAUUCCAUGCAAGGCGGGUAUCUGGUUACAAAUGAAGUUAUUGAUUGUUUAUGGCGGACUUGUGCAGGAAUGGAGCGGAGAAAGAGGCACCAGGAGAAAGAGAAACUUGCGACGACGGAGUUGCCGAAAGAGAAGUGUUGGCAUCUCAAACUUGAGGAUCAGCUUCUUGGGCCCCACUCCAGGGUGUGUGUGGGGGGGUCCGGUUCUUUCUGCCGCCGCCCGGAAGAUUCUCAGCUAACCCUUCCCCCGCCGAGACCAAGAGGCCCUCACUCUGUGACCACUCCCAGUGCCAGGCUACAUUCAGGAACUGACUAGCCGGAGCGAUCCGACCACCUCCCCAGACCUGCCCACCCCCUGCUGUGAAUCCCUGAGGUUCUUGCCUGGAGAAGGUCCCCUUAAAUUAGGAAACUAUAGCUAUUUAAAAAGAAGCGCAAAAUAACCCGCGCUCUGCACGCCCAAGCGUGGCAUUCUAGGGAGCUCCCCGCGGGCAAGGAACUCUGUUGCUCCCCUCAGCUGGGGUGGAGAAGAGGGAGCCUGCGUGCUGGGGCCGGGGCGUUGGGAACUUGGGGCAACCCACCUCUAGGGCCCCGCCCCCGCUUUCCCGCCUGCCGGGGAAUACCAAAUGGGGAACCACCCACCUCCCUGAGGCAGAUUUGGGAGGGGAGGGGUCCAGAAGCGGUAGAGUGGGGGUGCAGAGCGUCAGAUUCUGCCGCUCGGAAGUCAGUCGGGGGCAAUUCCCAGCUCCGCCUCAGGCCCCCGCGUUCGCAGCGCGCUCAGUUGAGGGCGCGGGCCUGGCGCGCGGUGUCAACGCCACGAAGUCAUUUGCUUGCCCUGAAGGAGCCGGCCCUCGACCCAUUGGAGGGUGGAGAUUCCUCGCAUUCCCUCCUCCCUCUCCCGCGGGUCGGCGAAGAGACGUGGAAUUGAGCUGGAGUGAAGAUUCCGCGAGCUCUGUAAUUACGCACACACUGAAAUCUUCACCGUUGACUUAAGUUACUUGGCGCUGCGAGAGCUGGGGCCCUGCAUAUUGAUUAAAUGCAGCCUCUAUUUACCUAAAUAAUAAAUGUAGAGAUUAGUAACGUUCACUUGAUCACAAUAAUAGGGUUGACAAUUAAGGGGCAAUGCAUCCCAGAUGUAGCGGAGCCUAUGGGCUGCGUGCGGCGGGCAGAGGGCUUCUCGGAGAGGGGCGCUCCGGCAGUUGCGGCGGCGGAGGUCGUGCAGAGCAGGAAGCGUCGCGGGAGCACAGCGGGAGGCGGAGGGGGACGCCUAGCCUCGUUAAGGUCUUCAGCCACCCGGCCCGGGAGGCUGGAAUCUGGCUUUGGGGGACCUGAAUGUCCCGACUCCCAGGGAGACAUCUGGAGCUCGGAGCCAACCUCCCUGCAGCGAUGGCACCUGCCUCAAGGCCGUCUCGCUUGCUGAUGCCUGCCUGGGAAGGAGGAUGGACGCCGCUGGCAUGUGCCUGGGGUUCUGAAAAGAGGUUCUAGGAAGGAGAGAACUGAAAGGAACUAACUUAGAAAAGAACCCAGGAGUGGAACAUGGAUAAUAAAAGACAGAUGAGCACACCCGGGUGUGUGUGUGAAGUCAUGAUCCAUUUGGAAGGGGUUCCAAGCCCUUGGCUACCAUCGCAUACUGGCUACAAAAGACACACGCAGGUUGCUUCUCUGCUCUUUCCCUCUUCUCUCUGCGCCCCAUUAUCAACCUGGAAGGCUUCCCAUUCCACAUUUAGACGCAAACAAAAGGAUUUGUCCCAGACACUCACGAACAAGCCGGGACGAAGCCCUUUCCCGCCAAACUACGAAGGCCGGGAAAUAAACACAGCCUGCCCAGGCUCUGGGCUUGCGAGCUCGGGAGAGGACUUGGGUGGGAAGAGGAUCUAGAAGAUCGGAAGGAGGGCGGCAGGAAGAGAGGGAGGGAGGGAGGAAGAAGCUUGGAAAGAGAAGAGGGAGGAGGAAAAGGAGGGACCAGCAGGGCAGAGUUGGACCCGGGGUUCUGCUAUAACCGCCCCUCCACGCCCAGGGUCUUUCCAUCCCCUGUCCCCCUCCCGCAUUUCAGAGCUGAAGGCCGACUGUGGAAGAAGGUGGUUAAACAAAGGGAAUCUUCCUCCUCUGGGACGGGUGAAGUGCGUCUGUCCUCUCCUUGCAGGCUCUGGAAAAACUGGCAGGAAUUUCCUUGUUGUGAGAAGAUGGACGAAUGUCUGCAGCCGAGAAGACAACUACAAACAGACUUUGGGCUGUGAAGGCGGGCGGGCGGGGGUGGGGGCGGGGGGCAGCUUUGAUCCCUCCAGCUCUGUUGUAAUUUUGUCUUCGCCAGAUAGAUUAGCUGGAACCGCCAGCCCUAGCAUGGAGUUCUGUUCUGCGGAGUCCCCUCCCUCCCUACCCCCCGCGUCAUCUCGCGCCCGGAGUCGGGUCGCCGCUCCUCCUGAAGUCUCGCUGGAAACUUCUGUGUUCCUGACGUAAUUAGGAGGCCACGCAGCUCUCCAACACUCCGUUAAACAAAUAUGAAGAGCCGCGCUUUGGAACGACCCCGUUGGCCAUGCUGGCGGCGACCUGCAACAAGAUCGGCAACACGAGCCCGCUGACGACGCUGCCGGAGUCGAGCGCCUUCGCCAAAGGCGGCUUUCACCCCUGGAAGCGCUCCUCGUCCAGCUGCAACCUCGGCUCCAGCCUCUCGGGUUUCGCCGUGGCCACCGGGGGCCGUGGCUCCGGCGGCCUGGCGGGCGGCUCGGGCGCAGCCAACAGCGCCUUCUGCCUGGCCUCCACGUCGCCCACGUCGUCCGCCUUCAGCAGCGACUACGGCGGCCUCUUCUCCAACUCGGCGGCGGCCGCGGCGGCGGCGGCCGGGGUGUCCCCGCAGGAGGCGGGUGGCCAGUCGGCCUUCAUCUCCAAGGUGCACACGACGGCGGCCGACGGCCUGUACCCUCGCGUGGGCAUGGCGCACCCGUACGAGUCGUGGUACAAGUCGGGCUUCCACUCGACGCUGGCGGCCGGCGAGGUGACCAACGGCGCGGCGUCGUCGUGGUGGGACGUGCACGGCAGCCCAGGCUCGUGGCUGGAAGUGCAGAACCCCGCUGGGGGGCUCCAGAGCUCGCUGCACUCGGGCGCCCCCCAGGCCUCGCUGCAUUCGCAGCUGGGCACCUACAACCCCGACUUCAGCUCGCUCACGCACUCGGCCUUCAGCUCCACCGGCCUCGGCUCCUCCGCCGCCGCCGCCUCGCACCUGCUCUCCACCAGCCAGCACCUGCUGGCCCAGGACGGCUUCAAGCCGGUGCUGCCCUCCUAUUCGGACUCCAGCGCCGCCGUGGCAGCCGCCGCUGCCAGCGCCAUGAUCUCGGGCGCCGCGGCCGCCGCCGCCGGGGGGAGCUCCGCACGCUCUGCCCGCCGCUACUCAGGCCGCGCCACCUGCGACUGCCCCAACUGCCAGGAGGCAGAGCGGCUGGGCCCGGCCGGGGCGAGCCUGCGGCGCAAGGGGCUGCACAGCUGCCAUAUCCCGGGCUGCGGCAAGGUGUACGGGAAGACGUCGCACCUGAAGGCGCACCUGCGCUGGCACACGGGCGAGCGGCCCUUCGUGUGCAACUGGCUCUUCUGCGGCAAGCGCUUCACGCGCUCGGACGAGCUACAGCGGCACCUGCGGACUCACACGGGCGAGAAGCGCUUCGCUUGUCCGGUGUGCAACAAGCGCUUCAUGCGCAGCGACCACCUGAGCAAACACAUUAAGACGCACAACGGGGGCGGCGGGGGCAAAAAGGGCAGCGACAGUGACACGGACGCCAGCAACCUGGAGACGCCCCGUUCCGAAUCCCCCGACCUCAUCCUGCAUGACUCCGGCGUCAGUGCAGCCCGAGCGGCGGCAGCGGCAGCGGCUGCAGCGGCGGCGGCGGCGGCGGCGGCCUCCGCGGGAGGCAAGGAAGCAGCGUCUGGCCCCAACGACUCUUAGAGGCCGGGCGAGAGGCGUGAGCACGCGAGCGAGUAGAGACACCGAGAACGAACGAGAGGUUCGGAGGGCGAGCGAGCGGGGGACGGGAGGGCAUGGGGCUCCAGUGAUGCCCCCGGGGCCCGGGCUGGGCGCGAGGUGGAGCUGCGCGGGGCUCUGGGGCUGCGGUUCGCCCGCGGUGCCGGGAGCUCUCCUCCGCCUUCGCGCCCAGAUGAGAAUCGAACGCGUGGUCCGAAAACAAAAGCGAACCAUCCUCCGACACAAACACUUUAAAAACUGUACACCCAGACAUAUACAUACACCGGAGACCCUCAACCACAAGCACGCACACUCGCGCGCGCACACACACCACUCGCCCAAACUUCUCGAGCGAACAGCAGCAAUACACAGAAAGGCUCCCUCUUUCCCCACUAUCCAUGUCUCUCCAACACCCUUCUCUUUCCUUUUCUCAAAAACAAGCCACCACCCAGCAAAGGACUGUCAGAACAUUUGAAAACAAACGGGACCGAUAAAAAAAAAAAAAAAAACCCUUUGUGUGGAUUAUAUUAUAUAUAAAAUGCUCCAAGUUCUGCUUGAUAUCUACUUACGAGACUUUUUUUUUUCCUAAAAAAGGAAGCAUCAAAAGGCUUAAGGUGAGAAAUUAAACUGGAAGUCUAGCGACAGUUUCUCUGUAUUUCAUAACAUCUGUAUAAAUAGGGUUCAAA
This is a messenger RNA of Cebus imitator (Panamanian white-faced capuchin), 4813 nucleotides long. RefSeq names its product Sp9 transcription factor (gene SP9). Gene Ontology annotation, molecular function: RNA polymerase II cis-regulatory region sequence-specific DNA binding; DNA-binding transcription factor activity, RNA polymerase II-specific. Lineage: Eukaryota; Metazoa; Chordata; Mammalia; Primates; Cebidae. The transcript has 3 exons. The record is from RefSeq and is a predicted model, not a curated record. Gene Ontology annotation, biological process: regulation of transcription by RNA polymerase II. The coding region runs from base 2712 to 4112 and encodes 466 amino acids.